Telopea speciosissima is the source of this 887-nucleotide messenger RNA. Its product is annotated as probable phospholipid hydroperoxide glutathione peroxidase. NCBI's taxonomy places the organism in Eukaryota, Viridiplantae, Streptophyta, Magnoliopsida, Proteales, Proteaceae. Bases 110 to 622 code for a protein of 170 amino acids. The record is from RefSeq and is a predicted model, not a curated record. Gene Ontology annotation, cellular component: cytosol. The transcript is spliced from 6 exons. Gene Ontology annotation, biological process: response to oxidative stress. Gene Ontology annotation, molecular function: glutathione peroxidase activity.
UUAUCUUCCUUUCCUUCCGGUUUUGCUGUCCUUCAAAACAGGAUCUUCUUCUUCACCUUUACCCUCACUAUAACCUUCGUUUUAUGCUGUGAGAUCAGUUUCUUCUACCAUGGCUAGCCAAUCGAUCAAGAACUACAAAUCCGUGCAUGAGUUCACCGUCAAGGAUGCUAGGGGAAAUGAUGUGGAUCUUAGCAUUUAUAAGGGAAAGGUUCUGUUGAUUGUUAAUGUUGCUUCCCAAUGUGGUUUGACUAAUUCGAACUACACGGAGCUGAGUCAGGUGUAUGAGAAGUACAAGGACAAAGGCCUAGAGAUACUGGCAUUUCCAUGCAAUCAGUUUGGUGGGCAAGAACCAGGUACUAAUGAUCAGAUCAUGGAGUUCGCUUGCACUCGCUUCAAAGCUGAGUAUCCAAUCUUUGACAAGGUUGAUGUUAAUGGUGACAAUGCUGCUUCAAUCUACAAGUUCUUGAAGUCGAGAAAAGGGGGUAUAUUUGGAGGCGGCAUCAAAUGGAACUUUUCGAAGUUCCUGGUUGACAAGGACGGAAAUGUGGUUGACCGUUACGCGCCUACCACUUCUCCUCUUAGCAUUGAGAAGAGUAUAAAGAAGUUAUUGGGCGUCUCUUAGGAGCUGAGAUGGGGAAGCAUGUUAUUCCAUUUCCAUGUUGAUUAAUAAAGAUCUGCAAAUAAUCAUAAACGAAUCUAUGUUUCUGAGAUUGUGAUUAUAUAAAUAUAGAGCUGUAAAAAAACCAUGUCAUUUAUUUAGGGGACGGGUUUUAUUAAUACAUUAUAUCCCUGUUAUUGGGGUUUGAAAAGAAUGUGAGGUAUUUGUGACAUGAUGAGAUCCAAAGAUAAAAUUACUAUGGUUGAUAUCUCAGGUUCUUGUGAUCAAA